Messenger RNA from Fundulus heteroclitus (mummichog), 1914 nucleotides. RefSeq names its product cysteine-rich hydrophobic domain 1 (gene chic1). The record is from RefSeq and is a predicted model, not a curated record. NCBI's taxonomy places the organism in Eukaryota, Metazoa, Chordata, Actinopteri, Cyprinodontiformes, Fundulidae. The coding region runs from base 31 to 558 and encodes 175 amino acids. The transcript has 6 exons.
AGCGCUUGUAAAUCUGAACGCAGCGGGGCGAUGAUGAGCGUCUUACUACCCAACAUGGCGGACUUUGAUACCAUUUAUGAGUUAGAAGACGAAGAGGAUGAGCACGUAGUGAGCGAGGAACACCUGCCCAGAUACUGUCCGGAGCCCGUGGUCAUGCGGGGGGCCGGGCACAUCACCGUGUUUGGAUUAAGCAACAGAUUUGACACAGAAUUUCCGUCAGUUCUCACAGGAAAGGUAGCGCCGGAGGAAUUCAAAACCAGCGUCGGCCGGGUGAACGCCUGCCUGAAGAAGAACCUGCCCGUGAAUGUAAAGUGGCUUCUCUGCGGCUGCCUGUGUUGCUGCUGUACGGUCGGCUGCAGCCUGUGGCCCGUCAUCUGCCUCAACAAGAGGACACGGCGGUCCAUCCAGAAGCUGCUAGAGUGGGAGAAUAACCGGCUAUACCACAAGCUGGGGCUGCACUGGAAGCUCAGCAAGAGAAAAUGUGAGAGCAGCAACAUGAUGGAAUAUGUGAUUCUUAUAGAGUUUUUACCCAAAUACCCUAUACUGCGACCGGACUGAGGAGACUGUUAUCAGACCGGACGGGUGGCCCUUGAAUCUUAUCUCUAGUGCCUUGUAUGUAUGUGUAUGUAUAUAUAUAUAUAUAUAUAUAUAUAUAUAUAUAUAUAUAUAUAUAUAUAUAUAUAUAUAUAUAUAUAUAUAUAUAUAUAUAUUACUCUGUUUUGUUGGAAUAAGGGUCUGCGUCGGAGUCUCUCGUGACGACCCCGUACAUCUCCCAGUACCUUGUACAACUGAAUUUGCAACACUGUCACUUUGCUUUAGAGCGGAUUUUUGCACAUUUUCUCCCCUCCUCUGCCCCUUUUUAUUGUUGUUGCACUCUGAUUUCAUGUUGUUUCCUGUGUUCAGACAAGCAAAGCUCUUCUGAAAAGUGCAUUUACCCCAAAGAUCCUCCAAACCCCGUAUCUGGUAUACCAGUAAUCCCUUGCGAAGGAAUGUGACGCCUCCUCCUCCCCUGACGAUCCUUUUGCCUUAUGUAUGUUUUAAAAAUAAAAAAGGUUAACACACGUAUACGAGUAAAUGUUACUGAAACGGGAACGCCGUGGCCGAUCGGAUGAGGUCGUUUUAAAUCCGGUUCUUAGCAGGUGGAUGAGGCGGUGGAACUUUGCCCAGCGCACAGUGUACGUCUCCUCUCUGUGUUUUUUUUGUUGUUGUUUUUUUUGUCUUUAUAUUAACUCUUUGUACCUGGGGAAUUAGCUAGUACAAGAGCCUGACCUGUAAAUACCAUGGUAGAAUAAGCUGUACAGUGGUAUACCAUUGUUUACAUAAAGUUUACUUAGCCAUUUUAGAUUUUCUUUGCCAAUAUAUUGCUGUACCAUAGUUUUCAUUAAUGAGAGAUGUCUAUGUACAUUACUAGUUCAUAUGGACCUGUUUACCUUGUAAGCCAUAUACAGUGUAUCUGAUGCCAGAGCUGAGACUGAUUAUUGCACUUGAGCCCAGAGGGGAGUCAUUAUUUCUAACCCUUAAUAUUCAAACAUGCCGAUUGGUGGUUUUUUUGCCAACGCGUGAUCAUUCAAUCUAUAUUUUUUGAUUGUUCAGCGUAGCAUUAUUUUUGUAGUUUUGUAUCCGUCUGUGCCGUGUUGGUGGGGGGAAAGAAAGCGCCCCUCCUUAUUUCAGCCGCCAUCCCGAGCGAUAGUGUUAUUUUUCUUCGUUUAAGUCAAAAGAUUUCCCGCUCUGCGUUUUCUUUGAGUGCCUCUGGGAAAGUACAGAAGUCGGAGGUUCAGGUGGAAAUCUGUUACGUACGAAGGAGGCUUUGAGUCCUCCUCCCUGUGUUGUUACAGUUCUUGUACAUGUUUGUCACAACGACCUAAUUCCUCUGAAGAGAGAAAAUAAAUAGUUGAUUUUCAUCUUUUAUUAUUA